Molecule: messenger RNA, 348 nt
Organism: Diceros bicornis minor
Lineage: Eukaryota; Metazoa; Chordata; Mammalia; Perissodactyla; Rhinocerotidae
Gene: DPPA5
Product: developmental pluripotency associated 5
Biological process (GO): regulation of gene expression
Cellular component (GO): cytoplasm
Molecular function (GO): mRNA binding
Source: RefSeq, a predicted model, not a curated record
AUGGGGACGCUGCCAGAACGGAAAGACAUCCCACUGUGGGUGAAAGUUCCCUAAAACUUGAAAGAUCCCGAGGUGUUCCAGGUCCAGACGCGUGUGCUAGACCCAGGCCUGGCGCGGGAUGGAUCUUGAAUCCCAUACAUAGAGCGAGUGAGUAAAACCAUGCUCGAGCUGAAGGUUCUGGAACCCUCCGACCUCACCGAGGUUGUAGUUUAGGGCUCUUCCUUGUACAAGCUCCGGACCACGUGGAUGCUCCAGUCCAUGGCCAACUGGCACUGCCAGCAGCAGGAGCGAAGGAUGUUCAAACUUGAGGAAGCCAUGAAUGCCCAACUAGGCCCUUGGAUGAAGUGA